AUGAUUAUAAAGUUAUUGCCAUUGGAUAGUGUAGUAAAAGAGUUGUAUGAAAAUCACAGUACAUUCUAUGAGGGUGAUUCUGGCUUAGAUUUAUUCAUUAUAAAAGAUCAAGUAAUAAAGGCUGGUGAGACGGCUUUCAUAAAUCUUGGUUUUAAAGCUGCAGCAUAUAAUAAUGAUAAUACACCUUCAAGCUAUCUAUUACUUGCAAGGUCAUCAAUUGCAAAGUCUCCACUGAGACUUUCUAAUUCUAUAGGACUUAUUGAUGCAGGAUAUAGAGGUGAAUUAAUAGCAGCUGUUGAUAAUAUUAAGACGUAUGAUUUUACUAUCAAAAAAGGUGAGAGAUAUUUCCAACUUGUAUCAUUUAAUGGGGAUCAAAUCAGUCUUCAAAUAGUUGAUUCAUUGAAUAAGACUACUAGAAAUUCAGGUGGCUUUGGCUCAACUGACAUAUUACCACAUAAUUAUAAUCCCAAAGUAAUUAAAGUUAACACUGAAGAUGUUUCAAAGACAUUUCAAGAUGAAAAUACUAAUAAGAAUAUAUUGUAG
Molecule: messenger RNA, 543 nt
Organism: Cryptosporidium muris RN66
Lineage: Eukaryota; Apicomplexa; Conoidasida; Eucoccidiorida; Cryptosporidiidae
Product: deoxyuridine 5'-triphosphate nucleotidohydrolase family protein
Exons: 1
Coding region: 1-543 (180 amino acids)
Biological process (GO): dUTP catabolic process; dUMP biosynthetic process
Molecular function (GO): magnesium ion binding; dUTP diphosphatase activity
Source: RefSeq, a predicted model, not a curated record